AUGGCAGCCGCCACAGGUGACGAGCUCGCCCGUGGCACGGUCCGGAAGAUAGACUUCAUUCUCCUUCCGUUUCUGUCGCUGUUGUUUCUGGUAAACUCGCUGGACAGGUCCAACAUCGGCAAUGCCGAGACCGCCAAUUUUACCCGCGAUGCAGGACUGCAGAAGGGCGAUCUGAACGAUGCGAUGGCGUGGUUCUUCGUCUUCUUCGUUGCGCUGCAGCCGGUCGGUGCGGCGGCUGGGCGGAAGUUUGGAAUGAGCAUAUGGGUGCCGACUGUGAUGAGCCUGUGGGGGGUGUGCACUUUGCUGCACAUCUGGGUGAGGCGGCGGUGGCAGCUGAUUCUUAUUCGAAUUGUCUUGGGGACAUUAGAAGCGGGCUUCUAUCCCACAGCUGUGUCAUAUCUGUCGCUUUUUUACACGCGAUAUGAGUUUGGGCGGCGUCUAGGCCUAUUUUACGGGUCGUAUGGUGUGGCUGGUGCCCUUGGAGGUCUUUGUGCCUUCGUUGUGUUCUCCCGGUUUCCGUCUGACGACGACGAUGCAGCAAAACGACUGGACUCUCAUAGGUCGUGGAAACCUUGGCAAGUCCUCUUCCUAGUCGAAGGGCUUUUGACAAUUGUGAUUGCCCUUGUUGGCUUUCUCUGGCUGCCGAAGAGCGCCGGCACUGCGUGGUUCUUAAGUCCGGAAGAGAGAAAAUGUGCCCAGGUGCGUGUUGCUGCUGAUCGCGAAGUGGCUAAUCAGCAUCGAUCGGAAACGGCAUCGACUACGGACAUCGGCACGGAAGAGGAAUUCCUUGAAGAAGACGCAGAGCAGUCUCGCAGAUUACUGGAAGACGAGCAGACAAUGACCGAGAACAGGGCUAUCGUUGCUGGCAGUGAUGCAUUCACCACAGAUGCUGGGUUAUCUAAGUCGGAGAUGCUCUCGACCAUCUUGUUUCUACCGAUGAUUCUCCCUAUCCUCAUCCUAAACAUAGCGUCUGCAAUUCCGAGUACAGGCUUUUCUAUCUUCCUCCCGAUAGUUCUAUCCUCGAUGGGGCUCUCGUCUCCGGUACACAGCAACCUCCUUACAGUACCUCCGUUUCUUCUAGCGUCGAUAACUCUCUAUCUCUUCAUGCAUUGGAGUGAUAGGUCACACAACCGCUUUCGACCUAUACUGGUCAGCCUCGGCGUCAUUAUGGCUGGACUUGCUCUCACUCUUUUACUCUCCCCGCCCUCGGGCCCUACCGGAACUACAAUGCUUUAUUUCUGCAUGUGUCUGCUUUUGAGCGGCUGCUUCAUCCCAAGUCCCCUCACCGUCGCGUGGUAUGCGGGGAAUAUCCCCGACCCCGGAAAACGAGCGAUCGUCCUUGGCAUCAAUGGUUAUGGAAAUCUGGCCGGAGUGUUUGCCACUCAGAUAUUUGCCCCCAAGUACCAAGAAGAUGGAUUCCGGAUCCCGUUCCUGAUCACCUUUGUGAUUAUUCUCUUGAGCCUUCUUGGGUUCGCUGGGCUCAGAGGUGUGCUUGGACUGAUCAACGGAGCACGGAAACGAUAUCUACUUGGAUGGUCCGAGGCCGAUAUUGCGGAUGAGCAAUCUUCGGGAAUGGGCAGGAAGCAAAGCUGGGGCGAAAGGGCACCACCUCUGGUGAUUGUUGGGGGAAGCCUCUGGGACAAAUACGUGAGAUAUUAUGUUGGUAUGGGCCUUCUGGGUAUGGAUGCGGAGUCUAUCAAGGUUAGACGAGGAGACGAGAAGUUAACGUUUUCUUAUGGGUAUUAA
Messenger RNA from Ophidiomyces ophidiicola, 1746 nucleotides. RefSeq lists its product as uncharacterized. Gene Ontology annotation, cellular component: membrane. The transcript is spliced from 2 exons. Gene Ontology annotation, molecular function: transmembrane transporter activity. Bases 1 to 1746 code for a protein of 581 amino acids. Gene Ontology annotation, biological process: transmembrane transport. Lineage: Eukaryota; Fungi; Ascomycota; Eurotiomycetes; Onygenales; Onygenaceae. The record is from RefSeq and is a predicted model, not a curated record.